CUAUUUGUACAAGAAUGAAAUCCAAUCAAUUGACAGACAAGCAUUUAAGGGGCUUGUCUCUCUUGAGCAACUGUACCUGCACUUCAACAACAUUGGGUCUCUGGAACCAGAAUCAUUCACCCACCUACCAAAGCUGGAGCGACUGUUUUUGCACAACAACAGAAUUACCCAACUUGUCCCAGGAACCUUUUCUCAUCUUCAAGCCAUGAAGCGACUGCGGCUGGAUUCCAAUUUAUUAAACUGUGACUGUGACCUGCUGUGGCUGGCUGACCUGCUGAAGCAGUAUGCUGAAUCAGGCAAUGCCCAGGCUGCUGCCACCUGUGAAUACCCCAGCCGCCUGCAGGGCAGAUCGGUGGCAACACUCACCUCUGAGGAGCUCAACUGUGAGGUACCCAGGUUCACCUCGGAACCCCAGGAUGUUGAUGUUACAUCAGGGAACACUGUCUACUUCACCUGCAGAGCCGAAGGCAAUCCUAAACCGCAGAUCAUCUGGCUCAGGAACAACAAUGCUCUGAACAUGCAUGAUGACAGUCGUCUCAACCUGCUGGAGGAUGGGACUUUAAUGAUCCAGGACACCAGAGAGACAGACCAGGGAGUCUACCAAUGCAUGGCAAAAAACGUGGCUGGGGAGGUCAAGACGUCACAGGUCACACUGCGGUAUUUUGGAGCCCCCGCACGACCAAGUUUUGUGAUCCAGCCCCAGAACACUGAGGUGCUGGUGGGGGAGAGUGUGACCCUGGAGUGCAGUGCCACAGGCCAGCCACAACCUCGAAUCUCCUGGACAAAGGGCGACAGGACGCCCCUGCCCAAUGACGCUCGCAUUAACAUCACCCCCUCUGGAGGGCUUUAUAUCCAGAACGUGGUCCAGGCUGAUGGGGGACAAUAUACCUGUUUUGCCUCCAACAACAUUGACACUAUACAUGCUACAGCUUAUAUCAUUGUACAAGCGAUCCCCCAGUUCACAGUCACGCCACAGGAUCAGUCAGUCCUUGAGGGUCAGACAGUGGAUUUUGCCUGCGAGGCCAGUGGUUACCCACAGCCAGUGAUUGCUUGGACACGGGGGGGCAGUCCUUUACCCCUGGACCGCCGCCACGUGGUCCUGUCUUCAGGUGUUCUCCACAUCACUCGGGUGGCAGCCCAUGACGAGGGCCAGUACGAGUGCCAGGCGGUCAACCCUCUGGGGUCUGUGCGCACUGCGGUGCAGCUCAGCAUCCAGCAGAGAGUAACGCCUGUUUUCAUAAAUACUCCAAGGGACCAGACGGUGGAGUCUGGCCAGGAUGUCCAGAUUCCCUGCAGUGCUCAGGGCCAGCCACACCCUGUCCUCACCUGGAACAAGGAUGGUGUACAGGUGACGGAAAGCGGCAAGUUCCACAUCAGCCAUGAGGGUUACCUAGAGGUGAAGGACGUGGGAACUGCUGAUGCUGGACGCUAUGAGUGCGUUGCCCGCAAUCCCAUCGGCUACCAGGUUGCUAGCAUGGUGCUCACUGUCACAGUUCCUGCCAUCAGCAGAGAGGGGGACACCUUUGUGAGCACAUCCAUAGAGCAGGCCAUCCGUAAUGUGGACAGUGCUAUCGAGUCCACAAGGAGACGCCUUUUUGACGGUCAGCCUCGUACCCCAGCAGAGUUGCUAACUCUCUUCCGGUAUCCACGUGACCCAUACACAGUGGAGCAGGCGCGUGCUGGAGAGAUUUUUGAGCAAACUCUUCUGCUCAUCCAGGACCAUGUCAACCAGGGUCUCAUGGUCGACACCAAUGGCACAGCAUUUCGUUACAAUGAUCUGGUGUCCCCUCGCUUUCUGGAUAUGAUUGCCAACCUGUCCGGAUGCACAGCUCACCGCCACUUCAACAACUGCUCGGACAUUUGCUUCCAUCAGAAGUAUCGUAGUCACGAUGGCACCUGCAACAACCUGCAACACCCUAUGUGGGGCGCCUCACUCACUGCCUUUGAACGGCUCUUGAAGUCCGUCUAUGACAACGGGUUUAACCUGCCGAGAGGUGCCACUGACCGGCUGCAUAAUGGAUACAGGUUGCCACUGCCGAGGUUGGUGUCCACCACCAUGAUUGGAACAGAGACUAUCACUCCCGAUGACCGCUACACUCACUUACUGAUGCAGUGGGGUCAGUUCCUAGACCAUGACUUGGACGCAACAGUGGUUGCCCUCAGCCAGUCGCGGUUCUCUGAUGGCCAGCUGUGUACUAAUUUCUGCACCAAUGACCCCCCAUGUUUCCCUAUUCAGUUCCCACCCAAUGACCCACGGCAGCUGCAAAGUGGCACACGUUGCAUGUUCUUUGUCCGAUCCAGCCCAGUGUGUGGCAGUGGGAUGACAUCUCUGCUCAUGAACAGUGUAUAUCCAAGAGAGCAAAUCAACCAGAUAACCUCUUACAUCGAUGCCUCAAAUGUCUACGGCAGCUCGCGACAUGAAUCGGAGGAAGUCCGUGAUUUGGCCAGCCAAAGGGGUCUGCUCCGGCAAGGUAUUAUUCAGCGGACAGGAAAGCCACUUCUGCCAUUUGCCACUGGACCACCUACUGAGUGUAUGAGAGAUGAGAACGAAAGUCCAAUUCCAUGUUUCUUAGCUGGAGAUCACCGUGCCAAUGAGCAGCUUGGUUUGACUGCCAUGCACACAUUGUGGUUCAGAGAACACAAUCGCAUAGCCACUGAGCUACUGAGGCUGAAUCCCCACUGGGAUGGGGACACCAUUUAUCAUGAGGCCAGGAAGAUAGUGGGGGCCCAGAUGCAGCACAUCACCUAUAGUCACUGGUUGCCAAAGAUACUGGGAGAGGCAGGCAUGAAGAUGUUGGGGCCAUAUGCAGGUUACGACCCUAAUAUUAACGGCGGCAUUUUCAGUGCUUUCGCCACUGCUGCUUUCCGCUUUGGACACACUCUCAUCAACCCAAUACUCUACAGGUUAGAUGAGGACUUCCAGCCUAUUCCCCAGGGACACCUCUCUCUGCACCGUGCCUUCUUCUCCCCGUUCCGCAUAGUGAAUGAAGGUGGCAUUGACCCACUCCUUCGUGGGCUCUUUGGCGUCGCUGGUAAAAUGCGUGUUUCCACACAACUGCUGAAUACAGAGCUGACAGAGAGGUUGUUUUCCAUGGCGCACACGGUGGCCCUGGACCUGGCUGCUAUGAAUAUACAGAGAGGAAGGGAUCAUGGAAUACCGCCAUACAACGAUUACAGGACCUUUUGUAACCUGACCUCAGCUGAGACGUUUGAUGACUUGAACAACGAGAUUAAGAAUCCUAAUGUCAGAGAAAAAUUACAGAGGCUGUAUGGUACUCCUUUGAACAUUGACCUGUUCCCUGCCUUAAUGGUUGAAGACCUGGUCCCUGGCAGUCGACUAGGGCCCACCCUUAUGUGCCUGCUUGCAGUUCAGUUCAAACGUGUACGGGAUGGUGACAGAUUCUGGUAUGAAAACCCAGGCGUGUUCACUCCUGCCCAACUGACCCAGUUGAAGCAGGCCUCUCUGGCCCGGGUGCUGUGCGACAACGGGGACAACAUCACACGCAUCCAGCAGGAUGUCUUCAGGGUGGCCGAGCUGCCCCAUGGCUUCGGCAGCUGUGACGACAUCCCUCAGAUCGAUCUUCGCAUGUGGCAGGACUGCUGUGAAGACUGCAGGACAAAGGGUCAGUUCAAUGCCUUGUCAUACCACUUCAGGGGACGCAGAUCAGUUGAGCACAGCUACAAAGAGGAUAAACCUGCCAACAGCAUCCAGGAGGACAGCCUAGUGAAGCAAGCUGUUGAAAGCCAUGUAAAUCUUACUCUGACCUCCAAGAGAAGCACUGAACCAUCAGUCAGCAGCUUCCAAGACUUUGUCUCUGACGUGCAGAAGACGAUUACAAGUUUACAAAAGAAGAUUAAAAGACUUGAAGCCCGUCUGAGCAACACUGUCUGCACUGACAGUGAGGGACGUGAGCGAACAGAUGGAGAGCGGUGGAAAGAGGACUCCUGCACUGCAUGUGAAUGCAGAGAUGCCCAGGUGACCUUCUUUGUGGAAUUUUGUCCACCAGCUGAGUGCAAACACCCCAUCAAGCUAAAAGAUGCCUGCUGCCCCAUGUGCCUGGAACACACAGACGUUGAUAAGCAGCAAAAAGCAGACACCCACCACAACUAACCGUCAGGACUCCCCGACAAACUCACUCUAGUGCCUGAAAGUCGCACACUCGCAGACAUCCAGAGAGAGGACGAGACUCUCCAAGGCGUGCUCAUCUGCAGCACCAGUAACCUCGUAAACCCAGUUGCCUCAGUUUUUGUUUUGUUUCACUUUGUAUUCUUUUUCUUUGAUCAGGGGAGGGUUUGAUUUUAUUUUUUUAUUUUGGCUUCCUGCCUCCUGCAGGUCCAGCAGCCUGAGGCUCUAUUUGAAAUCCUCUGGCAACAAGCCAGCAAUCACUAAAUGGAUUUAUUUCCGAAUUGAUGGGUGGGUGAUUGGAUAGAUGAAUGGGCGGAUUGUAAACAAGACGGGCAAACCUCUCCUCCUGUCUUGGAGUCCACUGAGGCUGAAGCAAACAGCCACUGUUUGCUUUCCUGCUACUAACACUUGGUGACAAAACACAGGGCCAGCUGCCAUUAAGACGCAGGAAAGGGAAGUAGAUUGAAAGGCAGCAGCCAUUUGUCAUCUCACAAAAUGUUCUCAGGUUAGAGAUGCCAAAAACUGGUGCUAUUUCCCCCCUUCUUUUCUUAUUGAUUUAAUCACUAAAUACAGACCUUCAAAAUAUUUGUGCUUGUAUGCAAAGAAACCUAUAUACACCCAAUAUAUGCCUUUUAAUGAUAAAUCAUAUUGGAGAGGACCGUUUUAUUCAAACUAAAAGACUUUAUAUGAAUAGAGUUAUUCAUCUUGUAAUCCAUGAUGCUCCAUAUCAUGUUAUGCAUAUGCGUUUUCUUCCCUUUUGUAUCAAAAUGCUUACAUAUGAAGAUAAUGUGAAGCCCUAUGAAAAUGUUUGUAUUGCAAAAGAAAUGUCUACUGAUUACUGCUCCUCCGCCUAUGGACAACCUACUGGCCUGUCCUGAACUUGAGUGAAGUGGAGCCAUGUGGCACUUCACAGCAGGACACUCAUUGCAGCUCUUGCACUGUCGUGUCCCUUUCCAGGUUCCAUUUUGCUUUCAGAAAGCAGUGAAAUAAUAAUCUUUUUUUUAUCACUUUAAUGUCGUGGACCUUGUCCCAGUAUUUUGCUCAGUCUUCUAAAGCCAAGUGUAGUAACUUCUAAAAUUACAUAAAUAGCACAUGUAUCUACAAAACUAUGUAUGAAUGUUGUAAUGAGGUCAGGGCUCAGCCUUUGGUACUGCAAACUCUACCACCGCAGUAUUCUCCUUUAAACCUGCUCACAGUUGCUUCAUAUUCAUGUUUAGUCUUUAUUCCACAGACUACACACUUGAAGGACAGCUCCUCUAACUGUUCCCUGUUCUUCUCUGCCAUAUCUGACAUCCAGCUCUCCAGUUCCACUUUACAUGAGGACAUGCUUGCAUGCAGUCCUUUAUCAAGCAUCUACUUUUUCCCCACCUUUUCCCUCUAAGUUUUGCUCACAUGUUGAGUUUUUGAGUCUUCGCCUAGGACGACUUUCUUCAUGGUUGAUAUCGUUUAGGACUGUUUUCCCUGCUCAUGUUUCUUUGCCAUGUUAACGAUUUGGAGACUGGAGUGAUGUCAUUCAGCAGAGCAUGUGUGGUGCGCAGGCUUUUCUAGCUCUCUGACCUUCAUUCCGCUGUAAUGGAAGCCAUAUGGGAAGGAAAACAAGGGGAACAUUGGGGGAGGGGUGCUGAUUACUGGGACAUAGUGUCAGUCAGUGUCUUCACCAUGUUGCCAUACUGAGAAAGAGAUUUAUUUCACUGACUCCUGUCAGCUUCCUUCCACAUGUAGUGUACAUAGAUUAAUGCCACUCACUGCACCUCAUGCACUGGCUCACAUAUUCUUAACACAAGUCACAAUUUUCAUCUUCCUGUUUUGCUUUGCUGCUAUUUGUGUCAAAGCAGCUGCACUGUCCUUUCCGUUAUUUUCUUUAUGUGGUAACGUCCUGAGUGAGCAUCUGUCAGUAAACAGAAAUAAUACUCUGUGGAAUGUUCCACUGAGGAUUCCAGAUGGAUUAGGGAGAUGGCAGUCGAACUGGUAAAUUGGUGUCAUAUUGCAUGUUUAAAUAUACUGGACAGGGCGACACACUACGCUGUGUGUUCACAGAGGUGUCAUUUCUCUCCUUCACUGCAUUCUGACUGGUUUCUCCAGCACCAGUUCAUCAUGUGUGCAUUUUAUGGAAUUCACUACUUUGGUGUUUUCAUAAACUUUAUGAAUGCAUGUACAUCUCUUUCUCAGUAACAGGCUCAAUACACUUUGGCCUGAAGUUUGGAUGCCAGUGUACUGUGAUCGCUCUUCGUUACCACUCCUGAUAUUCAUAUAUCUGUUGUAUUAGUUCUUUUUUAUUUUCAUCGUGGUUCCUUCCCGUUUUAUUUUCCCUUUUAAAAAACUUCCAAGUGUCAAUGGAAUGCACUGCUCUGCAAGACUGAACAUGCUUUACCCACACUGUCGCUAAAUCAGUGGUCACUGUGGCUGUAGUAGUACCUAUAUGACAUUUGUAUUGUGCGGUUGCCAAAGAAUGGUUUGCACUGUAAUGUAUGCCUCUCAACAGUAAUAAUGAAAUA
This is a messenger RNA of Monopterus albus (swamp eel), 6621 nucleotides long. RefSeq names its product peroxidasin homolog. The record is from RefSeq and is a predicted model, not a curated record. Gene Ontology annotation, biological process: response to oxidative stress. The annotation marks the transcript as partial. The transcript has 20 exons. NCBI's taxonomy places the organism in Eukaryota, Metazoa, Chordata, Actinopteri, Synbranchiformes, Synbranchidae. Gene Ontology annotation, molecular function: peroxidase activity; protein binding; heme binding.